GUUCUGCGCGUGUAUGUUUUGUUCGUUUACUCGAUCAGAACCGGCAAAAUGGACGAUAUAGCACUUCCAGCAUCUGAUCACGUUUUAGAAGUGAUUUUUUCUUAUUUAGAUUUGCACACAUUGAGAAAUUGUUCCUUAGUGUGCAAACGAUGGAAUCAAUUUUUAAAUGAUGAGAACAAUGACGCGUGGAGAAUGCACUGUCUCAGAAAAUUAGCCCAAGAAGCGCUUAGUUCCGACUUGUUGUCAUCAGUGCCUACUUACAAAUCGAAACUUCGUGCAUUUUAUCACGCAUGGAAUCCUAAUGACUGUUCUCGUAACAUUUACAUUAAAGACAAUGGAUUCACCCUCCACAGAAACCCAGUUGCUCAAAGUACAGAUGCCUGUAGAGGUAAUGGUUUCCGGCAUGGUCGUCAUGCCUGGGAAGUUAUUUGGGAAGGACCUUUGGGUACAGUAGCUGUUAUAGGCAUAGCUACAAGAGAAGCACCUUUAUUAUGUCAUGGCUAUGUAGCAUUAAUGGGUUCUGAUGAACAUUCAUGGGGUUGGAAUCUAGUAGAUAAUCAUUUGUUACACAAUGGAAAUGUACAAGGAAAUUAUCCUUUACUUAAUAAUGCUCCAAAAUAUCAGGUUGGGGAAAGAAUUAGGGUAAUAUUAGAUUGUGAUGAUAAUACAUUAUCUUUUGAGAAAAAUUAUGAAUUUUUGGGAGUGGCAUUUAGAGGGUUGCCAGACAAAAGAUUAUACCCUUCUGUGUCUGCUGUAUAUGGAAAUACAGAGGUAUCUAUGGUAUAUUUAGGACCACCUUUAGAUGGCUAACACUAUACUUCAUGUAGAAACUUAUCCUCAGAGGCUUAUUCAAGGCUGCAUGAUGAAAUCUCUGUCUAGAGAAUAGUGCAUCAUACUAAAAUGUCUACUAUAAAGUAGAAUUAGCACACUAAUGAACUGCUGUAUGAUACUCUUAAUGAAGGAUUGUGUGCCUGUCAUUCAGUCAAUAACAUUGUAAAUAGUAUUAGCAUCUGAUUUCAACUCAUAAAUCUAUCACCGAGCUUUAUAAUAGUAAUGAGUUACUCAACAAUUAACGUUUAUAAAUUUCACUUACAAUCAUACAUUUGUUAAUAGUUAAUGUUGAGAAGGUCCAUACAUUGAAUAAUGCAACUUUUCAUUUCAAUUUCAUGAUGGAAAGUAUCUUUAUACGAAAGGUUGAGUGGUAUAUUACCGAAUUUAAGGUCAAUCUACAAAGAGUUGAAUUAUACGAUUUUUAACAGAAAAAUUCCGUUGCAAAAUGAUUGUGUAUGAUAGCUAAAAAAAUCCGAGUCGAAUUAUUGUUAUUUUAAAGCCUUUCAAAGUCAUAAAGCUGUAGUUUAAGUUGAUACAAAUGUACAUAAAAGAAAGGAUUUUAUGAUUCUUUUACUCUUCCAUACAGUAUUGGUAUUCAAGUCCUUGUAUAAAUACAUGCUUUAUACGUAUAAAUCAACUAUCACAUGCCAAAGAAAUGGCAAUUCUUAUAAUAGUAUAUAGUUUAUUUUCACUGCUAUUAACUAUUGUACUAAUUUUGUGGUAACUUAGAAAGAACUGUGAUUCAUUUGUAUUUUGUUAGUGUACUUAUUUUUUUCUAUGGUAUCUGUGUAGAUGUUUUACUUAUUUAUAUUUUAUCGUGGCUGUCGAGAAGUAACAGAUAUUUUGCCGGGAAAAGAGAUACGAAACACCUCUUUUUUUUCUUUUACAAGAGUUAAUUACGCUUAGUGUUUUAAUUUAUUCUAGAUGCUUAUAUAAAUUUUUAAUCGAUAUACAUAUAUUUUCCAAUGUUAAGAACUGAUACAUGUGUGUAUAUAUAUAUAUAUAUAUAUUUUUUCUUUUUAAUACCAAUAGAGCUCAAGUAGCGGAAUCUUCGAAUAAAUCGAGAAUAAUUUAUAAAAUAGUAUACAGGGUGUUCCACUUAAAGUGUUCAUAGCUGCUUUAUUUCUUAAAUGUACAAAGCAAUCUGUAAAAUAUUGUGUGGGAGGAAGUCUAAUCAAUUUAUACGAUCUUUAUUAUUUCCCUUUUUUCUUUUACUAGAUGAAACUAAUUCGACUUAUAUUAUUUUCAAAGCAUAUUAAAAGGAGAAAAAGUAGUUCAGUACAGUCCAAGUACCUGUGAAAUUCAUCUACACAAUAUCAAGAAUGAGUAUCGUUUUUCCGUUGUGCGGUAAUAUGUGUGAUACAGCUUUGUGUAUGAAAGUUUGUUUAAUCAAAGAAUUAAGUAUUUCACCACUAUUGUGAUGAAUGCACAAUACGUCAUAUUUAACGCAGAUCAUUUUUCUGAUUCGCUUAUCACAUUUAGAGUAAGGAAAUGUUGUAUUGAUUACACGUGAAAAUUGUACAUCGUGCUCUAUGAGAUAUAUUUAUAAAAUAGUAAUAUUAUCAGUGUAACGAUUGACACUGUAACUUAUUCAUCAGGCUACGUUAUGUAUAGCCUGCGAUAAAUCAGUAUUCCUAAACUUUUGUACAGAAUCGUGUACAUAAUGAUCAUGAAUGUACAAGGAGAGAAUCGCCCUUGUUUCCAAUGGUUUCAUCAGCAUAAGUAGAUAAUUACGAGUCAUGGACUGAUUUAGAAUUUAUACCUUUCUCGAAUGAUGAUAAAACUAAUCACAUGGAAGAGAAAAAAACGUUAUAUAAGUUAUAUGUGGAAUAUAAAUUACCAAGAUUACACGUGGAGUAUAGUGGUGCCUUAUAACGAUUCUUUCGGUGUAAUCUCUAUGUGGCUACGCGAUACACAAUAGUAAUUUAAGCAUUACGAUCAAUCCAUUAAAUGUAGAUGUACAUGUUAACAAUUCGAACCACAAGUAAAUACAUGUCGUUUUGUAAAUACGCAUAAUUAUCAUGUAAUCUCCUGGGAAACCAUUCUGUACAAAUGUUUAAGAGAAAAAAGUAAAUUUAAUCAUGAUACGAUCCAGCUUGGAACACCGGUAUACUUGCAGAUGUAUCAGGAGUACGAAAGUUUUAAGAAAAAGAAAUGUACAUCGCUCUGUAAAUAAAUUAUUUUAUUUUAA
This is a messenger RNA of Osmia bicornis bicornis, 3022 nucleotides long. RefSeq names its product F-box/SPRY domain-containing protein 1 (gene Fsn). Gene Ontology annotation, cellular component: SCF ubiquitin ligase complex; synapse. NCBI's taxonomy places the organism in Eukaryota, Metazoa, Arthropoda, Insecta, Hymenoptera, Megachilidae. Gene Ontology annotation, molecular function: protein binding. Gene Ontology annotation, biological process: proteasome-mediated ubiquitin-dependent protein catabolic process; synapse assembly involved in innervation. The record is from RefSeq and is a predicted model, not a curated record.